Messenger RNA from Durusdinium trenchii, 3501 nucleotides. The record is from the annotation of a GenBank genome assembly. Lineage: Eukaryota; Dinophyceae; Suessiales; Symbiodiniaceae.
AUGCCGACUUAUCCAAUUGAUGGAGGUGCAGAAAUUGCAGUGAAUCCAAGUGGAGGCUUUGGAAAAGCGCCGCUGAGUCUCAACUUCCAAUGCCGACACGUUCGGAGAAUGCUUUCAAUCAACAGCGGCGGUGUCUUGGAGCGUGGCUUUGCAGGGCGUUUGCACUGGGCCGUGUUGAAUGCGGAUGGUGCUUGGCAAGCGCCUGCUGUGCAACCAGAUGGCUCUCAGGACUGCGAUGGAACCGCCUCAAGUGCCCAUUUGAACGGCGAUGGCAAUGUCACAAUGACCUUCCGGAGCGGCCAGGUGCCUGAGAAGAUCACCUUUGUGCUGGUCAUUGAGGUGGGUGGCCAGACACACUGGCUGAAAGGCCCCGGUGGUGAAAACUUUGUGGUUGACGUGGCUGCCUUGGCGGCUGAAGUGGGCGGUGGCGGUCUUGGAGGUGAAGCAAGGGUUGCACCUCGCGAGCCCACGUGGCCGGAGCUUGAGAAAGCGAAAGCAGCAGCGCUUCUGUCGCAAAAAGUUGCCUCAGCUGCUAAGUCUGACACCUCCGCACCUGUGGUUCGUCGCAGGCGAGCAAAGGCACCUGCGAUGGUCAACAGUAGUGACCUCUUUGUCAAGGCUGGUGAGAUGCAGGUCGAGCAGGGCCUCGGCUCCAUCAAAUGGACAGCAACGGUUGGAGCAGAUGAGGUCAACGUCUUCCUUGAGGCCUUGCUGGAGCUCUCAGAGGAUGCAGAGGUCUCGUUGCAUUGGGGCGCCGCGCCGAGUGCCGGCAGCGAGUGGCAACCCAUCGAUACGCUGCCUUCAAACUGCAAAGCCUUCGAUGAUGUGGCCGCCCGUGUAGUGGUGCCUGGACAGGCACGCCUUGUGCUGUCCUUCAAGCGUGCCCAAGCACCAAAGGCACCACGAUGGCUCUCGUUCGUGUUGUAUAUCAAGUUCGGCUCCGGGGAGCUGUGGCUGAAGCGCGACGGCGGUGACAACUUCUGGGUGCCAGUGCCACGGCAUUGUCAGGCUGAAACCCGCUACCAGCAUUUCACGCAAUUCCAGGCGGCAGAGGUGGACUUUGAGGCAGCUGCAUGGAUUGCUACAGUCCUAUGCUUGGCUGAUGCUAAAGCUCUGGAGUGGUAUCGAAAGUCGGGAUAUCAGCCCAAGGACAUGGCGCAUGCGCAGGAGCGCAUUGGUGGUGUCAUGAGUGCAGCUGUGUCCAAUGCUCAGGAUCCACGCAUCAGGACUUUGUUAAGACUUGCGGUCAAAGCAGUACCUCGAGGCAGCUCUGGUGGAGGAGACGCUAUUCGACAUGGUAUCUUGAACAUCAUGCGAACCCAUGGCAUCAAAGAGGGUCACCGUCCAGGCAUUGAAUGCAAAUUUAUCGAGCAGUGGCAUCAAAAGCUGCACACAAAUAGUGCUCCCGAUGACAUUGCGAUUUGUGAAGGCUAUUUGGCAUAUUUAUCCUCCGGUAACGUCGACGAGAUGUACCGCGUGAUGUGGGAAUGUGGCAAGCUCACGCGGGAAGAUUUGGGGAAAAUGUGUCAGAUGGGCUUCAAGGAUCAUACGAAGAGUGGCGGCCGCGGGCUGAACUUCACCCCUGUACAUUUGCCCCACAUGUACAACGAUGUCAAGAGCUUUUUAGGAUUGCUGAAACAUGUUCACGGCGGAAGCGACCUUUUCUCCUUGUGUGAAGCUUGCAAAGGCCAGUAUCCAGAUCACGAAUCCGAAUGCUUGGCCUUUGAUAUCUUCCACAGCCGUGAUGACCCUUUCAGCAUGGGGAAGAUCUUAGAUUUGAGGAGGCGCUUGGAGCCUUUGUGUUGGAAACGUGAUAUUCUCAUGUUGGACGUGGCAAUGGAAGAGCAGCUUCGGAGCUUGGCAGAGCGCAGCAACGUUGCCGAGAUUCCACGUGAUGGCCUGCUGACUUUCAUCUUCCAAAUUCUGGAGGAUUUGAUGAUGUCGCGACAUGACCCCUCUCUCCAGCAGGGCUAUGCUCUCCUGCAGAAGCUCAUGCAGCAAAGCAACAAAUGGACACCUGAGUGGUGCAAGAUGCUCCAUGCAGCCUUCGAUCGUAUAGCUCUCACGUGCACAGCAACAGCUGAUGUCAUUUCCACAGCGUUGCAAAACUGCGCGGAUGAGUUGCUGGAGGCUGGCUCAAAGCCUGGCGCUGUUUUUUGCCCAGACAGCAAGCAUUUGGGCACCUUCGGAGAGGAGAAGGCACGCUGCUUGACAGAGCGGGUGUUGGCGCAGACUCUGAAGGUCUUCAUGCCACAAGUGCGUAGGUGGUCGGGGCUUGGUCCCUGGGAGGUGGUCGCUGCCGGCGGUCUGGGCGGCGCUGUUGGCAUCCUGCAGAGCUGCCAUGAAUUGCCCACCGAGGCGCCCAGUGAGGCACAGCUGCUCGUGCUUGAGACCAUGACCGGCUGGGAGGAGACGACACUCGACGACAUCCCGGCCAACAUCAACGCAAUUCUGCUGCCCGCAGGUCAAGCAGUUGACACCCUGUCCCAUGUGGCAAUUCGGGCCCGAAACCAGGAGGUUCUCCUGGCAAGUUGCGAUGAAGAGCAACAACUCCAAGAGCUGCGCAAGCUUCAGGGACAAAACCUUCGGCUGCAGGUCUCUGCCACUGGCGAAGUGACAUGGACGGCUACGAGCGAGAAGUCUAAGCUGAAGGAUAGACGGAAAGCAAUUGCUGCAAGCGGCUUGCUGCAAGUCUUUGUGACGCAAAGCAAACCAUGCAGCCACUCUGAGGAAACCAUGCAGCCUCCGCCGCCGCCGCCAAGUGCUGUUUUGAAGGCCAGCGACUUCACCAAGAACCCGAAGUCCAUCGGAGGGAAAAGCCUACACCUUGCAGAGUUGAUGGCUGACGGCACGUACCGCGUCCCUACGAGUGCAACUAUUCCUUAUGGAAUCUUUGAGCAGGCUCUCAAGGACAAGGAAGUUCUGGCUGAAGGGGACAUGGCAGAAGCACGGAAGUUCUUGGAGGAAGAAUUAGCAGUGCCAAGCUCUGUCCGCCCGGCGCUGGACGCCGCGCUUGGGGAAGCAUCCAAAGCGUUAGAUGCUGGCGACUGGCAACGGGCACUGAAGCGGGUUUGGGCGUCAAAGUGGACAGAUCGAGCCGUGGCCAGCAGAAAGCAGAUGAAAGUUCCGGACAAGGCUUUGUAUUUGGCUGUGCUCGUCCAGCCGGUGGUCCACGCUCGGUAUGCCUUUGUCAUCCACACCCGGUCACCUUUGCCGGGUGCCUCUCCGAGCUCUGCUCUGGUCGAGCUCUGUGUAGGGCUGGGCGAGUCGCUUGUGUCAAACGCACCUGGUCGUGCUCUUUCAGCAAGCGUGGAAGGCCGUGUGGGCUGGGUGGAAUGUGGGCCGUGCAUUUUUGCGGUCGAAGUGGAUGUGAAAGAAUGUCCGUAUGAUUUGGAUUCGAACUUUCGCCCUGUAGUUUUGAUAGGUCAGGCAAUCAAUGUCCAUGUGUACCCCUCCAAGCCUGAGGGUGUCUUUGUGCCGCCAGGUGCCAAUGCCGCUUAA